CUAUAUUCACGGCGCAUUCACAGAUGUUUUCUAUAACGUGCACUGGACUUUAAAUGAGAAGAAAAUGAUGAAAAGUGAUUAAUUUCAGAUUUCUAAUCCAUUAAAUAUUAGGUAUAUAUUGUGCGUUUGCAUUAUCACUUCAGUGGCAUUAUUAUUAUUUUACUUUUUCAUUUUGAUUUUGUUUUUGUUAACGGUUAAUCUGCUAAAUUCCCGCCAGAAAUGGAGGGCCAUCACGGCAAGUGGACGCUGUCUGACAGUGAUGAUGAGGACAACGUCAUACCACCAACACCACCGAAAAACAUACAGAAACCCAUAAAGAACAUUAAGCCUGAUCCGCAGCCCAAAGCCAGCCCAGUUAGUACUGCGUUAAAGCCCAAAUCUGAGCCCAAGAACAAAACCAACAUGAAGCUCGAGACUGAAAAACCAUCGGUCCCCGUCAUGGGCUCUGAGGCUCGACAAGCCGCACACCUCCAUCAGAGUAAACCUGUGAAAUACGACAGCAGUCCUUCUGCAGCACUGAAGCGGAAGAGAGAAACAGAUGACGGAGGCUGGAACCUGUCCAGCAGUGAUGACGAUGACGACGGAGCUCCCUCAUCAGCCCCCAAAAACAAACCACAACCCGAACCGCCAAGCUCGAGUCCUCCGAGGAAGAAGCCGGAGAGGAGUCGGCCCCCGAGCCCACACGGAGAAAAUUAUUACAAAGAGGAACCCAGUGAUUUCUUCGAGGCGAGCUUAAAUUCCAUGAACGAUACAUACGGCUUUUAUUUAAACAAAGUCACAGGGAUAGAAAAGAAGUACAACACUGGAGCUUUGCACAUUAAAGAAAUACUUUCCCCCAUGUUUGGCACACUGAAGGAAUCCGUCCAGUUUAACUACUGCUUUGAUAUUCCGUGGAUGGUGCAGCAAUAUCCUCCUGAGUUCAGGAAUAAUCCCGUAACUAUCGUGCACGGAGAGAAGCGAGAGUCGAAGGCUCGCCUCAUGCAGCAGGCUCAGCCCUACAGCCACAUUCGAUUCUGUCAGGCCAAGCUGGAUAUCGCCUUUGGGACUCAUCACACGAAGAUGAUGCUAUUGUGGUAUGAGGAAGGUUUCAGAGUCAUCAUCCUGACCUCAAACCUCAUACAGGCUGACUGGUACCAAAAGACUCAAGGACUUUGGAUGAGUCCUCUGUAUCCACGCUUACCAGAGGGAAGCCCUGAGAUGGCCGGCGAGUCUCCAACAAACUUCAAACGAGAUCUUUUGGAGUAUCUGAACGCGUACCGAGCCCCGGAGUUGGCAGAGUGGAUCGAGCACAUCAAACAACACGACCUGUCAGAAACCAGGAUCUACCUUAUUGGCUCCACACCAGGGAGGUUUCAGGGAUCCAACAUGGAGAAGUGGGGUCACUUGAAGUUGAGAAAGUUGCUGAGCGAACACACACAUCCGGUGCAGGACGCCGAGAAGUGGCCCGUGAUCGGUCAGUUCUCCAGCAUCGGCUCUAUGGGCCUCGAUAAGACCAAGUGGCUCUCAGCAGAGUUCCAGCGUACGCUGACGACGUUAGGGAAGAUCGGGAAAUCGUUAACCGUCCCAGAGACACCACUCCUGCUGGUCUAUCCUUCAGUGAACAAUGUUCGAACCAGUUUGGAGGGGUACCCAGCUGGAGGUUCUUUACCCUACAGUAUACAGACCGCACAAAAGCAGAUCUGGCUCCAUUCCUAUUUCCAUGGAUGGAAAGCUGAAACCACAGGCAGGAGCAGUGCGAUGCCCCACAUUAAGACCUACAUGAGGACGUCUCCAGAUUUCUCUCAGCUCGCCUGGUUUCUUGUUACAAGUGCCAAUUUAUCCAAAGCUGCCUGGGGUGCGCUGGAGAAAAACAACACACAGAUAAUGGUUCGUUCCUAUGAGCUUGGAGUUCUGUUCCUGCCUUCAGCAUUCAACAUGAGCACAUUUCCGGUGGAGAAGAACAUCUUCCCUGUCUCCAGCUCUUCCACAGGUUUCCCCGUGCCUUUCGAUUUGCCACCGCUUCGCUACUCCAGUAAAGAUCAGCCGUGGAUCUGGAACAUUCCAUACACACAAGCACCAGACACUCACGGUAACAUAUGGGUCCCAUCCUGAAACCCUUUUCCCAUCGCCGCUCGGAUACAAAGGGCCAAACGAGGAGAGGAAGUACCCGCUGUUUAUUACUGUAUUAUUACCUGGACUCUCUUACCUUUACUCUACAGUAAACAUGGUGCUGAUAAUAAUAAUUAAAGGGGAAAAAAAACAGACUGUGAACAUUUUUGAUAUUGAAAUGGUUCGGUAAUAAAGAUAAUCGUAAAAUGUGCCGAGA
This is a messenger RNA of Hemibagrus wyckioides, 2305 nucleotides long. It is a transcript of the gene tdp1, whose product is annotated as tyrosyl-DNA phosphodiesterase 1. Gene Ontology annotation, molecular function: double-stranded DNA binding; 3'-tyrosyl-DNA phosphodiesterase activity; single-stranded DNA binding. The transcript is spliced from 16 exons. Gene Ontology annotation, cellular component: nucleus. The record is from RefSeq and is a predicted model, not a curated record. NCBI's taxonomy places the organism in Eukaryota, Metazoa, Chordata, Actinopteri, Siluriformes, Bagridae. Bases 220 to 2091 code for a protein of 623 amino acids. Gene Ontology annotation, biological process: double-strand break repair; single strand break repair.